AUGCACCACGUCUCUCACUGUGGAGUUCAGUGGAGCACACAGAGAGCAGAGUCUCCUGUACCCAGCUGUGUGUCCCUGAAGAGUGAUCUGUCCAAAGAUUCUCCCCCAGACUUCAGUAAUGAACCUGGACCCUCAGAUACAAAAGUUCAGUGGAGCGGACAGAAAGCAGAGACUCCUGUACCCAGCUGUCUGUCUCUGAAGAGUGAUCAGUCCAAAGAUGUUCCUUUAUGCUUCAGAAAUGAUCCUAGACCCUCAGACACAAAGGGGAGGAAGAGGAGUCAUGUUAUAGAGGAGCAGCCGUCCUGUCCUGUGUGUCAGGACGUCCUGAAGGAUCCCAUCUCUACCAGCUGUGGACACCGGUUUUGCAGACAGUGCAUCACCUCAUACUGGGACCAGUCUGGUUCACCAGGAGACUCGUCCUGUCCUCAGUGUGGAGAAAGAUCCAAAACAGGACCUGGACUGCAGCCAGUCAGUCAGAGCAGCACUGAACAAAUAGAUAGAGGUCUGCAGGAGGUUUUAGAUGAACAUAAGGUUAGUCUCAGGAGGAGAUGUGAAUGUGUGACUGAGGGAAGUGAUGAAACAGGAAGUAGAACCCUCCUCAACAGGAUCUACACUGAGCUCUACAUCACAGAGGGACAGAAUGAAGACGUGAACACCCAACAUGAGGUGAGACAGAUUGAGACAGAAUGUAAAAAGAAGACCCUCCAUGAGACUCCAAUUAAGUGCCAGGACAUCUUAAAAGCCUUACCCGACCAACAGAAACAAAAGACAGAAGCUCAACCCAACCAACAGAAACCCAUCAGAGUGGUUCUGACAAACGGUGUCGCUGGUGUUGGAAAAACCUUCUCAGUGCAGAAGUUCACUCUGGACUGGGCAGAGGGCUCAGAGAACCAAGACGUCAGUCUGGUGAUCCUGCUUUCAUUCAGGGAGCUGAACUUGAUCAGAAAUAAGCAGUACAGUCUUCUUGAGCUGCUCCAUGUUUUCCAUCCAGCAUUACAGAAGGUCGUAGCAGGGAUGCUGGCUGUCUGUAAAGUUCUUUUCAUCUUUGACGGCCUGGAUGAAAGCAGACUGUCAUUGGACUUCAAAAACACUGAGGAUGUGUCUGAUGUCAUACAGAAGUCAUCGUUAAACAUACUGUUCACAAACCUCAUCAAGGGUAAUCUGCUUCCCUCAGCUCUCAUCUGGAUAACUUCUCGACCUGCAGCAGCCAAUCAGAUCCCUCCUUCAUAUGUUGACAGGUUAACAGAAGUACGAGGCUUCACUGACACCCAGAAGGAGGAAUACUUCAGGAGGAGGUUCAGUGAUGAUGAAGAUCUGUCUAGCAGAAUCAUCUCACACAUCAAGACAUCCAGGAGCCUCCACAUCAUGUGUCUGAUCCCGGUCUUCUGCUGGAUCACUGCCACAGUUCUGGAGCAUAUGAUGACCACAGAGCAGAGAGGAGAGCUUCCCAAGACCCUGACUGACAUGUACUCACACUUCCUGCUGGCUCAGACAAAGAGGAAGAAGCACAAGUAUGAUGAGGGACGUGAGACAAGUCCACAUGAGCUGAUGGAGGCCGACAGGGAAGUUCUUCUGAAGCUGGGGAGGCUGGCAUUUGAACAUCUGGAGAACGGAAACAUCAUGUUCUACCAAGAAGACCUGGAGCGGUGUGGUCUGGAUGUCACAGAGGCCUCAGUGUACUCAGGAGUUUGUACAGAGAUCUUCAAAACAGAGUGUGUGAUCUUCCAGAAAACAGUCUACUGCUUUGUUCAUCUGAGCGUUCAGGAGUUUCUGGCUGCAGUCUACAUGCUUCACAACAGGAACACAAUAGUUCUGAAGGGAUUUCUGGGAAAAACAUAUAUAGAUUCAACUCUUUAAGUUCUCCUAAAUAAAGCAAUGAUGAAAUCCCUGAGAAGUAAGAACGGUCACCUGGAUCUGUUAGUUCGCUUCCUUCAUGGUCUUUCUCUGGAGUCAAACCAGAGAAUCUUAGGAGGCCUUCUGGGUCAGACAGACAACAGUCCAGAAAUGAUCAAGAGAGUCAUCAAAAACCUGAAGGAGAUGAAGAACAAAUUCUCUCCCGACAGAAACAUCAACAUCUUCCACUGUCUGACAGAAACAAACGACCUCUCAGUACAUCAGGAGAUCCAAGAGUUCCUGAAAUCAGAGAACAGAUCAGAGAAAAAACUCUCUGAGAUCCACUGCUCUGCUCUGGCCUACAUGCUGCAGAUGUCCGAGGAGUUUUUGGAUGAGUUGGACCUGAAGAAGCACAACACAUCAGACCAGGGGCGAUUGAGACUAAUUCCAGCUGUGAGGAACUGCAGGAAGGCAGAUCUUUCUGGCUGUGGACUCUCAGAGACUCACUGUGACGUCAUGGUCUCAGCUCUGAAGUCCAACCCCUCCCUUCUCAAAGAGCUGGACCUGAGCUGGAACAUCUACCUGCAGGAUAUAGGAGUGAAGCUGUCUGUUGGACUGCAGAGUCCAAACUGCAGACUGGAGUCUCUGAGAUUGUGGCACUGCAGUUUGUCGGACAUCAGCUGUUCUUCUUUGGCCUCAGCUCUGAAGUCCUACCCCUCCCAUCUCAAUGAGCUGGACAUGAGCAGAAACAACCUGCUGGAUUCAGGAGUAAAGCUGCUGUAUUAUUAUCUGCAGAGUCCAAACUGCAGACUGGAGACUCUGAGAUUGAGUGAGUGCAGUUUCAUAGAGAUCAGCUGUUCUUCUCUGGCCUCAGCUCUGAAGUCCAACCCCUCCCAUCUGAGAGAGCUGGACCUGAACUACAACAAGCUGCUGGAUUCAGGAGUGAAGCUGCUGUGUGAUUAUCUGCAGAGUCCAAACUGCAGACUGGAGACUACUUUUGCUCUACAAGCCAGCUCUACUCCUUGGACGGACCCUGCCAUAGAAUGGACUGUUGUGAGCAAAGGGACACACAGUGGCAGACAUUCCGAGUUUUCGACAAACGAGGGAAUCCUGCUUGACAACAAGUUUCACAUCCUCAACAUGCAGGAUUUCCCUCCAUUGGCCAUUGCCCCUCCUGAUCCUGAGACAACUGUGCCAGCUUUGGUCCAAUGUCCAAUAUUGAGUGACUGCAGUUUAUCAGAGACCAGCUGUUCUUCUCUGGCCUCAGCUCUGAAGUCCAACCCCUCCCAUCUCAGAGAGCUGGACCUGAGCGUCAACGAGAAGCUGCAGGAUUCAGGAGUGAAGCUGCUGUGUGAUUAUCUGCAGAGUCCAAACUGCAGACUGGAGACUCUGAGUUUGAUGGUCUGCAGGUUGUCAGAGAUCAGCUGUUCUUCUCUGGCCUCAGCUCUGAAGUCCAACCCCUCCCAUCUCAGAGAGUUGGACCUGAGCAUCAACAAACUGCAGGAUUCAGGAGUGAAGCCGCUGCGUGAUCUUGAGAAGAAUCCAAACUUUCGACUGGAGACUUUGAGGUACCAAUGA
Molecule: messenger RNA, 3411 nt
Organism: Labrus bergylta (ballan wrasse)
Lineage: Eukaryota; Metazoa; Chordata; Actinopteri; Labriformes; Labridae
Source: RefSeq, a predicted model, not a curated record